Molecule: messenger RNA, 1901 nt
Organism: Neocloeon triangulifer
Lineage: Eukaryota; Metazoa; Arthropoda; Insecta; Ephemeroptera; Baetidae
Exons: 7
Coding region: 304-1473 (389 amino acids)
Source: RefSeq, a predicted model, not a curated record
UAAGUGACAGUCUUCUUGGUGACAGUGACAGCUAAGAAGGCCAUUUUUCUUGUCUGAGAGUUUUCAUUGAAGUUAAUUUACCUGCUGAUCGGCCGCUGUUUGGACUUGGUCUGGACGAUUGGACUGCGUUGUCGGACCCUCGGACGCCGGCGGAAGCAUAAAGCAGUAAGCACACUGACAACGAAAGAGCAAAAUAGAGCCACCACCGCCAUUCACACGCAGCACGUGUGUGUCAUCUGGCCCCAUUAUUCAUUUCAUUACCAAACGGUGAGGGCUUUUGGUCUCAUUGUCUCAUUACCUAUAAUGGAAGAACAAGCGGACUCGGGAGCACCGACUCUGUCGACUCCUUGCCAGCGGACAAUGAUGGACAAGGACAAAGCUACCGAUAAAUUUCCAGACCUCCCGGGCACGCCGCCUGCCCUCCAUAAUGGGACUUCAAUGUUAGACUACCUACUGCAAACCCCACCGGCCGCGGAGGACCCUUCAGACAACAUCGAGAUGAAACUUUUUGCAGAGUAUGUAAAAAAUAUUGACGAGCUGCAGCGUCUCCACCUUCAAAAGGUCAUCAAGGACAAGGACAAGCAAAAUUCGGACAUGACCCAAGCUGACCUCAGCAUUAAAAUGCUUGAGCCCAGCGCGCCAACCCUGGAAGAAGUCGAGGAAGACUUUAAGGACGAGGAGACAAUUCCCAAGAGCUUCGUUCCUGAUUUAGGAGUUGGGCCAUCUUUUUCUGCGCCAAGUUGCUCACACCAAAACCCAAGAGUUGCAGCUGAAGACAAACAGCAGAAAGAUGUCCUAAAGGCUACUGAGAAGAUUGCUCCGGACAAAACAGAGCCGAAUGGAGACGAUUCUGUUACAAAUUUGAGGUGUUUCCUGGGGAAGGAAGAAAUUUUAAAAUUGGAACUACAGCAAAAAGGCGUGACAAUCAAAAUAGGCAAGGUCACAAUUGCUGUAGCAAAUAGCACUGAUUCCCAGAAUGAGAAGAAGACUGAAUAUGAGGCUGAGGAGACCCCCAAGCACACAAAUCAAGUAGAUAUUGAAAAAAUUGGUCGAGGAAGAGCUGCCAAUCCUUCAGAAGCCAUAGAGCAGAACAAAAAUAAUGAAGCACAAAAGGAUGCACGUGGCGUCGCGCCAGACAGAGUUGAGGUACCACAAGUACCAGCUCAACCUGCUGAAGAAGGCUCGAAUAGAGUGAUUUGCUACAUUUGUUAUAAGCCUAUGACCAGGAGGAACUUUGGGAAGCACAUGCGAAACAUGCAUGAUAUGACUGGCCCCUAUCAUAUAUGCUUGCUACAUUCUGUGUGCUUCAAAACCUUCGCUGAUUUGGAUCAACUGAAGGAGCAUAUGAAGGAUGACCAGUAUGACCACACUACAAGUGCCAGUUACAAUCCCUCGGCCUUAACCCAUUGCAGUCUGUGCGGAAUGCGGCCUCAAAUGGCAGAUGCUGCUCUGCAUACGUUGUCUCGUCAUUAAAUGAAGUCACAAUAAAAACAAUUCUAAGUUUUAUAAAAAUUAAACAAAAAAUUAAAAAAAAAAUAAUAAAAAAAUAAAAAAUAAAAUAAUAAAAAAAUUAAAAAAAAUUUAAAAAAAAAAUGCAAACUUAAAAAAACUUAAAAACUAUAAAAUUAAAAAAAAAACGCCUUACACUGAAUAAUUAUAAAAAAAUUGAUAGAAAUGAAAAAGACUGAUAUUUUUACCUAAGAACAUCGUGAUUUUAACAAAAAUAAGUGACGAAAAAAUACGCUGAACGCCAGCAACUGAAAGCCUGGGUCGGAGUGUGCGUGUCUCGACGUGGUGACAGUGAAUGUUGCCAACGGGGUCACCAUGAACGUCAUCACUCGGGACUUUUGGCACGGCCUUCAGCUGCGACUACAAACCUAUCCUGUGUGAGGACAAUAUAG